AUGCAUUCCAUUCUAUCUCUUUCCCUCUUCCUCGCUCUUCCCCCCUUCUCAUUCGCCCUUCCCGCCCCGUCCUCCCCACCCUUCGACAUCACCUGGUACGUCACCUCCUUUGAAGUCCUCGAUGGGUCCGCAACAAACACCCCCUCCUACGCCAGCUUCACCUUCGUCGACCCACGCCCCGAAUACCAUUUCAACAUCUCGUGCUUCGGCUUCCCCAGCAGCGGCGAUUCCGUCUUCUCCCCAAGAAUGCGGAGGUGCGGAUCGGCACCCGACAACGUGCAUGUUCGGAUUACGGACGGCGAGGUGCAAUUCAGGCGCAGUUGGCAGUCGCAAUCGGGUGAAUGGCUGUCGGGUAUCGCGACCCAGGGGACGUACUGGAACGAGGGCGAGGGCGGGAAUGCGACGAGUACAGCGGAAGGAAAGUUGUAUACGCGGACGACGGAUUGGGCGUUCCCUGUAACGUCGAUAGUUGGAUGA
Molecule: messenger RNA, 477 nt
Organism: Trematosphaeria pertusa
Lineage: Eukaryota; Fungi; Ascomycota; Dothideomycetes; Pleosporales; Trematosphaeriaceae
Exons: 2
Coding region: 1-477 (158 amino acids)
Source: RefSeq, a predicted model, not a curated record